Centropristis striata (black sea bass) is the source of this 5182-nucleotide messenger RNA. RefSeq names its product ubiquitin like modifier activating enzyme 6 (gene uba6). The transcript has 32 exons. Bases 195 to 3272 code for a protein of 1025 amino acids. Gene Ontology annotation, molecular function: SUMO activating enzyme activity. Lineage: Eukaryota; Metazoa; Chordata; Actinopteri; Perciformes; Serranidae. Gene Ontology annotation, cellular component: cytoplasm; SUMO activating enzyme complex. Gene Ontology annotation, biological process: protein sumoylation. The record is from RefSeq and is a predicted model, not a curated record.
GUCACAACCAUUUAUUCGCUCCAGCUCGUCGCGCAUACUGACAGGUAGCUACGUAUGAUUAUUUGUCUUUUUUGAUCAAUAAUCACAGAGCAUUUUUCAUACUGCUUGUUCGAAGGAUAAUAGCUGAAAUAGCCGCCUGCUCUGGCAGAGCCGUUAUCUCAGACAGUUGAAUUCCCCCCUCUUCCCCUCCCAGCAUGGCUGCAGACUCGAUGGAGAUUGACGACUCUCUUUACAGUCGCCAGCGAUAUGUGCUGGGAGACAGUGCUAUGCACCAGAUGGCCAAAUCCUCGGUCUUUCUCAGUGGAAUGGGAGGGCUGGGAAUUGAAAUAGCAAAGAAUAUUGUCCUGGCUGGUGUGAAGGCAGUCACCCUUCAUGACACAAAGCAGUGUGAAACCUGGGAUCUGGGCUCCAACUUCUUUAUCCGCACAGACGACGUGUCAAGCCAGAGGAAAAGGGUGGAGGCAGUGUGCCCUCGAGUCGCAGAGUUGAACCCUUACGUCCAUGUCGACAUGUCUUCCUCUGCACUGGAUGACAACACUGAUCUCAGCUUUCUCAGAAAGUAUCAGUGUGUGAUUCUGACCGAGGCCAGAUUAAGCCUACAGAAGAGAGUGGAUGAGUUCUGCCACUCACAACGACCCCCUAUCAGAUUUAUUGGCUGUGAUGCAUAUGGCAUCUGUGUGCGGGUGUUUUGUGAUUUUGGAGAUGAGUUUGAGGUAUCGGAUCCCACAGGAGAGGAGCCCAAGGAGAUUUUCAUCCAAAAUAUCACUCAGGACAAUCCUGGGGUGGUGACCUGCAUGGACAACCAACCCCACGGCCUUCAGACAGGCCAGAGUGUUGUCUUCAGAGAGGUCCAUGGCAUGGAGGAAGUCAACGGCACUGCACGGCCGGUUUCAGUCCUUUCCCCUCACAGUUUUGCAAUAGGAGACACAUCCCAACUACAACCAUACGCACAUGGAGGUUUCUUUGUCCUGGUGAAAACCCCCAAGACAUUCAGAUUUGAGACAAUGGAGAGACAGCUGUGUGACCCUCAGGUCCUGACUGCAGACUUCAGUAAACCAGAGGCCCCUCUACAGAUCCAUGCAGCCAUGUUGGCUCUGGACACUUUUCAGGAGCAGCACAGUAGACUUCCUAACACUGGGUGUUUACAGGAUGCUGAGGUUUUACUGAAGCUAACCGAGGAAGUGAAUGCAACUCUCAGGAACCAAACUUCUGUGAAUACUGAGUUGGUGCGCUGGCUAUCGAGAACAGCGAGAGGAACUCUUCCUCCGUUAGCAGCAGCUGUAGGAGGUCUAGCCAGCCAGGAAGUUCUAAAGGCCAUCACAGGGAAAUUUGCGCCACUGCAGCAAUGGUUUUAUCUUGAUGCUGUCGAGGUAGUGAGGCCGCUUCAGUCUGUUUCUGCUGAGGAGUUUUUCCCUCGGGGUGAUCGGUAUGAUGGAUUACGAGCUUGUAUUGGUGAAUCAAUGUGUCUAGAACUGCACAAGCUCAGGGUCUUCAUGGUGGGCUGUGGGGCCAUAGGCUGUGAAAUGCUGAAAAACUUUGCCCUGCUUGGAGUGGGAUUGGCCAAGAGCUCAGGAGAGGUAUGCAUCACAGAUCCAGACCUUAUAGAAAAGUCCAACCUCAACCGGCAGUUUCUCUUCAGACCACAUCAUAUACAGAAGCCGAAGAGCACCACAGCUGCAGAAGCAACUCACGACAUCAACCCAGACCUGCAGGUGGAUGCUCACCUCAACAAGGUGUGUCCUGCUACUGAGAGCAUCUACAAUGACUCCUUCUAUUCUCGCCUGAACCUAGUGGUCACCGCGCUGGACAACGUGGAGGCCCGGAGAUAUGUAGACAGCCGCUGUUUAUCCACUCAGAGACCUCUCCUGGACUCUGGCACCAUGGGAACUAAAGGACACACAGAAAUUAUUGUGCCAAAUCUGACAGAGUCCUACAAUAGCCAUAGGGAUCCCCCAGAAGAGGAGAUCCCAUUCUGCACUCUCAAGUCUUUUCCUUCUGUCAUAGAGCACACCAUUCAAUGGGCCAGAGACAAGUUUGAGAACUUGUUUGUCCACAAGCCCUCCAUAUACAACUCGUUCUGGCAGACCCACUCCUCGGCUGAAACGGUGCUACAGAGGAUGCAGAUGGGGGAAAGUCUGGAGGGGUCAUUCCAGGUCAUUAAGCUGCUAAGCAAACGGCCUAGCCAGUGGGAACAGUGCAUCGCUAUUGCCCGUCUGAAAUUCGAGAAGUAUUUCAAGAGAAAGGCACUACAACUGCUGCAUUCUUUCCCCCUGGACACAAGGUUAAAAGAUGGAAGUUUGUUUUGGCAGUCCCCAAAAAGACCUCCAGCACCUUUUGAUUUUGACUUGAAAGACCCUUUGCACUUCACUUUCAUCGUCAGCACUGCCCGGCUCUUUGCAGCAAUUUAUAACAUCCCAUGCUCAGAAAAGGAUCUCACUGAAAAGGCAGUGACCAGGAUUCUCUCAGAUGUCAAGAUUCCCGAGUACAGGCCCUCAGAGAAAUGGAUAGAGACCGAUGAGACGGCAAAGAAACCUGAAUCAGUAAAGAUGCCUCUCAGCAGUGAAGAGGAGAGGGAGGCCAUAGCACAGCUGGAGCAGGCCAUUGCUACUGACAAUGUUUCAGCAGAGAGGCUACAGGUGAGUCCGCUGCUGUUUGAAAAGGAUGAUGAUGGCAACGGCCACAUGGACUUUGUCACAUCAGCGUCUGCCCUCAGAGCCAGGAUGUACUCCAUCGAGCCAGCUGACAGACUCAAGACCAAACGAAUCGCUGGCAAGAUCAUUCCAGCUAUUGCCACGGCAACAGCUGCUGUGGCUGGACUGGUUGCCCUCGAGCUAAUCAAGGUGAUUGGAGGCUAUGGAUUUGAAUCUUUCAAAAACUGCUUCUUUAACUUGGCCAUCCCUGUAGUGGUGCUCACUGAGCCUGCCCCCGUUAAACAGACACUUAUCAGGGACAACAUUUACUUCUCCAUCUGGGACUGUUGGACUAUCUUUGGUCAUGAGGACUUCACUCUCUCUGACUUCAUGAAUGCAGUGAGGGAAAAGUAUGGAAUCGAACCUACUAUGGUCGUCCAUGGGGUGAAGAUGCUCUAUGUGCCUGUGAUGCCUGGACACUCAAAGAGACUUAAACUAACGAUGCUGAAACUGAUCAAACCACCAGUGGACCGCCGCUACAUUGACCUCACCGUGUCAUUCGCUCCAGAGGCAGACGGGGACGAUGACCUCCCUGGUCCUCCUGUCAGGUACUUCUUCAGCCGCAAUGGAGAGACACCAUGACACCUUUCUAGAUGUCGUCCACAAACCUCUUGUGUCCUUAAUUCCCUUCUUUCAUGUAAAUUGUUGUACCCCAAUAAUCUGGGCCAGGGCCAAGAGCACCAGCCCCCCUGUACGUAACGGAGCAAGAAAAAGGCCAGUCCUGGUCCCAGUUUUUCUUGUCCCAGAUCUAGCCAACACGAGGCUGCUUGAGUAGCACUUAACUGUACCUGUGUACAUAUAUUUUCUCCGUUCUGUUUUCUACUCCCGUGAAAUGCACAGCUGCGCCUGUGUCGAUGCCUUAAUUGAUAACCUUUUUUUGUUUGUGGCAGUGAGUCUGACUAAAACCUAUGUUUACAGAAACCUGCAUCCUCCCAACACACAACCCCAUUAGACUCAUUCUGUUCUAAGUCUGCUCGGCCCUAAAGGGAGGCGAUGGCAGGACAGUUGGCAUCAUAUCCCCUUCCUCAGAGUCCUCUCAUUGGCUUUGAAAUUUUUGCCAACCACAGAGUUUGCCAGGCGUUGGUCAUCUCCCUUUAUAGAAACAGGUCCAGCCAAUAAUUGUUCUAUAAUUUAGAUGUGCAAAAGGUCAGUGGACAAUGACAAAAUCACCAAAGAUACUGAUUAUCAUUGUGUCUGCAGAUGAUUCAUCACUUUGACUGCCUCAUAAAAAACACAUUUAUAUCACGGGGAUGGAUAUUACCCAAACAUUAUUGAGCAACACAUGCUGGCAGCACAUGUUAUGAUGCACGUCAAUUCUUUGAGAUAUGCCACUAUCCUGUUGAUGAGUCUACGCUUCAGAAAAGCAGAAUUUUUAUUACAUUUCUCACCUGUCAACUGACAUGCAUCAUAUAAGGCAGCAGCUGUGUGUUGCACCUAACUUUAUGGGUAAAACCACCACCUAAUAGAAGCUGUUAGUCGUACCUAUCAUGUGAAAUAUUCAAUGACAGAAUUGACAUCAGUUAACACAAUUGGGUAAACAAUAUGUUUGUCAUUAGAUAAUGUCAUGAGUUCAGUGGCUGUUUCUCACACAGAGAAGGUUGGGUUUUUUUGACUGACAUGAAACAUCUGUACCACCAUCUGGGAUCACACUCCGACGGUUUUAAAAUAUCUGUUGUUUUUUUUAAACAAAAUCUGUGCUGUUCACAAUUUAUUUGUUUAUAAAUGUGUCCAUGACUUGUAUUUAUUUACUUGUUACUCAUUUUUGUCACUUUUUUGUGUCAAACUGAGCCUGUGUUGAUCAGCUCUGUGGAGUCAUGGUGCACUGGUUAAUUGUGAAUCAACAAUGAACAAAAAUCAUACUAAAAGUGUUAAAGUAAGUCAUUUGUGUGUUUCCUUCCAGUUGAAGAUUGUGGAAGAGGUCUUUGAAACAGCCUGCAUUGGCUUAUAUUGGCAAUAAAGUCAAUGUAGUUUUGAAUGGCAUCAUUUAAAUGUUUUCUUUGUCCACCUGUGGAUAGUCCACUAACAGGUUAAUUAAAACUAAAGUCACACAAAAUGCUUCCUCGACCACAUUUAUUUUUUUCCCCAAUAACCAGAGGUGGUGAAUUUCACUUUGCACAGAAAAUGUCAUAUCAAAUUGACAACAUUUCUUGUGCAGCGAAUGUCAUUAGUGUAAAACAAAACAGUGUUAACGUGUGACAAGGAUAAUGAUGUAUGUUCCUGUGACCGACAGUUCAACCAAUGGUCCAAUAAAAUGUGAGAUUUCAGGAUGUCCUCAAGACUAAAACUGCUCUGUCUUUUUUGUAAAUGCAACACAACUAUUAGUUGUUUAACAGAAAAAUAUUAGUGUUCAAUUGUUUUAGUCAAUUCUUCAAGCAUAACUUGUGAAAAAGGCCAAAUAUUCUCCUGUUCCAGCUGAGAGGAUUUCAGCUACCGGUAAAUAUCUUUGGGUUUGGGACGUUUCUUGAAUAAAACGAGACAUCUGUACAUGUUGG